This is a messenger RNA of Sphaerodactylus townsendi, 3437 nucleotides long. RefSeq lists its product as uncharacterized. Bases 14 to 2203 code for a protein of 729 amino acids. The record is from RefSeq and is a predicted model, not a curated record. The transcript has 20 exons. Lineage: Eukaryota; Metazoa; Chordata; Lepidosauria; Squamata; Sphaerodactylidae.
GCCGCAGAGAGCCAUGGCUGAUACCUCAGGAGCUUCGAUUUGGCUGCAGAGGGUCAGGAACAGCAUUGAGAAUUCACAGGAAUGGCAGAAUUUCACAAAGGGGCUUUUCGAUGCCAUCCAGCAGCAGAUGAGGGACAGCCACGUUAAUGCCUUCUUGGACCUCUCUGAGGCAGAAAAGGCUUUUGUCCUACAGAAAGCCACAAAAGCCAUCCAAGGAGGUGACCCAUAUCAGGCUCUGAUGUCACAGGUUAGCACUUGCUUAGAGAAGGAGAUUUAUCGCCAGAUUGCUCAGGAGGUGCAAAGCGGAGGUUGGAUGACAAAUAGACUGACCUCGCUCCUGACUCACAUCGAGGACGGCGUGAUGACCUUGCUAGAGGAACGCCCAGAUCUGAAGGGGAGACUCCGUUCACUUUUUAAUCAGACUUUACCUGCCAAAUUGCGUGGGCUCACAUGGAGGCUGUACCUGUCUGACAGGAAGGCAAGAUUAAAGUACCUUUCACAGAUGGUGGCACAUAAGGCUGCAUCCUGGAAGGACGGAGAGAUCUCUUUGAGGUGCCAGGCCCUUCUGGAUUCUGAGCCAGCAUUCCAGGUCCUGAAAGAUAGCAAAGUUGCAGCCAGAUGCCUGAGGAACGUACUCUCAUAUUACCACAAACUCCAGGGCGCAUCUGCCCCACUGCAUGAGCAAGAUUAUUUCCUGCCGGUGCCUCUGCUGCGAGCCAUCUUGCAUACAGCUUCCCCCGCCGUCUCAGAGUCUGUGGAUUCAGUUUCAGUCCUCCUGGUUGAAGAAUUUCUGACUUUCAUGAAGCUCCAACCAUGGCUUCCAAAGUUAUCCACCUCCCAGAAUCCCAAAAGUGUCAGCAUUCUGGAAGAAGUAGCCUCAUUGCUAGAAGAAAUGGACAGAGAUCUGGCAAGGCUCCUGCAGAACAUAUACAUGCAGCCAGAGGAAGACCCCAAGUUAGCCCUACAGAGAGGAGUGAGACAAAUGCUCCAACCAGUCCUCAGCACUCUGUUUGUGGGGUACCUGAGCAUGGACACAGUGCUGUACAUCUGGGAUCAGAUCAUCCUGGGCCUUGAGUUGCAUUCAUUUGACUGCCUCCCUGCAUUCACUACAGUUUUCGUUCUCCUGCUCCGGGACCAGCUUCUCAAGUGUCAGUCUACAGCUGAACUGGAACUGACACUAAAAACUCAGGGACAGACCUUAUCCAUUCAAGGCUUCCAAGAUAUGAUAGGAAAAUACUUCUUUCAUGAACUUUACAAACAGUUGCAAAGAGACAGUCACGAACCUUUCCCAAUCUAUGAUCCCACUCAAGCUUAUCCUCCGUGGAGCUACCAAGGCUCCCAAACAGCAGCACCUCCACGGACAAGGCCAGAAGACAGAAGGAGGAUGAGAGAGGAACGUGUUUUGCUGAAGAAGCAAUACGAGGAAAGGAUGAAAGAGCAGGAGAGGCUUCAAAGGGUCAGGGAAGAAGAACUCAACAGGCAACAGGAGAGCCUACUGCAGAAUUUUGAAGCCGCCGCGAGGAAAUUUGAAAUGCAGAAAACCCACCUGGAAGAACAGCUUUCACAGGAAAGGCAGUUUCGUUACGAAAUAGAAACGAAAGCAGAGGAGCAGAUUCGUGGUUUGCAGGCUGAAAUCAACCGACUGAGAGAGCGGAAGAUGGAAACCGGCUCAGGCCAACACGAGGUGCCACAACUCUUCACUGCUCAGGAAAGCAAGGAUUUUUCAGAGACCUACUCCACUGAAAGUCUGCCAGCCCCUCCACCUUCCCCACGAUCUCAAGGGCCAACUCCAGCUUCACAGCAUCCUUCUUCCUCGCCAGAAACAGCCACAGGAAACAAUCCAACAAAAUCACCAAAAUCAAGCGAUGGGCAAAAUAAAGCUCAGACCCUCAUGCUGGAACUGCUGAAGCAGAUGAUGGAGACCGCUAGCACAAUUUUUAAUGGAUCGAACGCAGACGCAAGGGAACAACUGGACACAGCCACAAGGAAGCAUCUGCAGAACUACCAGCAGGAUCAAACAAAUGCAAAGAUUGAAGUUUUUGGUUAUGAAAUUAGUGAAGGAGAAAUUGAGGACAUUCCAGAACCCAGAAGAAAACAUGUGAGAAACAAACUGGAAACUAUAAUCAGAAGAGGGACAGAAGCUCGUUACAAAGUCCAGCUCGCAGCCAGAAGAAAUGCCCCAGAAACAGUGACUUGCGUGUGAAACCGGCAGGUGCCAAAGUAGCUUUCUUGCAAGGGAGGCCAGUGUAUCCCAUCAGCAGGGCUCCCCAGUACCCUCAUUUACUUGCACCAGAGGAAUGUGGGAAGUUCCCUUAGCUGGGGUCCAGCAACAUUGGCCCUGUGUGCUAGCACACAAACUGUGUGGGACUUGAUGUAUAUUACUCCCUAUCUUUUUCAUUUUGUAGAUGACUGAACACGUAAAUUUAAAAAGCGUACACCAUGAGCAGGCUGAAGCACUUUGUGAAUUACAUACCUUGCCUUGCAUCCCUGCCCAUCAGAGAGGCAAGUAGCCUCAAGUAACAGAAUUGUGGCUGUGACUCUAUUAGAUUCCCUUUCUUUGGGCCCUAAUAUAUUUAUCAGGAGCCAGGCCAAAAGAUUUUGAAGUCUUUCAAUUGGCCAGGGUUUUAUCUGGCUGGCCUGAGUUGUUUUACCCUUCCAGUGCUUGCUUUGGCAUAAUCUGUGUGUUCAUCAUAGAUUGUGGAGAUGUUUCCCUGCUCCUAUGCAUGAAGCCUGCUGAAAGACCUUGGCCUAGUCACAAGAAAGGGGAGUAGUUUGUCAGCUACUUUGAGACGCUUUACAGGAAAGGCAGGAUAUAAGUCUAAACUCCUCCUUUUCUGCUACUACCAGAAGUAUGUUGGGUCUGUAUAUUUUCAAGUAUCCACCACCAACAGUUAAGGAAGGUUACUCAGUUCAGUAUUAGGGAACAAUAAUCUCUAAUGGACAUAACACAGAAAACAGCUGGUUUAUACAGGUGCUGUGCAAACCCACACGAACAAGCUACACCACUGAUGAAAAAUAUGCAGGAGCAAAGACAGAGGUUGCCAGCCUGUUCUUAAUUCAUCUUGCUUUGACAAAACCAGAAAGGGCAGUGUGGAGGGAAGAAAUACAUCUAGGUUUGUUUUAAUAGAGACAUAAUCAAGUACCACAACUGGAUCCUUGAGAACCAACAGCAUGGUGGACAAAAAUCCCUUCCCCCACACGGGAGACUUGAUACUAUUCUUCUAUUACAAACAGAAGACUGAAUAUAAAUCAAGUGGUAAAGGGACCCUCUGCUUAUGAAGUCUCUGCUAUAGGGGGCAAUGCUUGCUGUCAUUUCAAAAUGAGGUCUCUACUGUGCACAGUACAGGUAUGCCUGUUCACUUGAGGCUAUUUUGCCAUUUUUUCUAUGAUUCAAUCACCAUCAAAUAAAUUGUUGAGACAAGACUUUUUAACUUCAA